AUGGCCCAUGUACCGGACUAUCACCACCAGAGCAACCCCUUCCGAAGCACAUGUACGGUAGCCAGCAGCUCACGAGCGAGCUUCCCGAACGCAGGGGUGUACGGCAGCCCCAGACCGUCCAUCCCGCAUUCCUCGCACGAGACGGCCUCCUCUGCGGGGCACGAUAGACUCCCAAGUGCAUAUCCUCCUUCGCCGGAGACAGCUUACGCGCCGGACAACUUCCCUGUAUAUGCUGGACGUCCUGAUAAGGGAGCUCCAUCGCAAUACACUUCGGCUAACCAUGACGGUAACCUCGGCCCACGCCUCCAGCCAAAGCAACAGGGCAACCCGACGAGAGAUCCGGAGAAAGAGGCCGGAGCAUCUUCAGCCGAUAUGUUCUUGCGACAAGGCAUGCCGCCUGCGGGACGCUCCAGCAGCUCAAGCCUCACGUACGGACAAGACGACGAUGAAGACGAGGGCGACAUCCUGGAAGACAAGGCCCUGACGGUACUCCUCCACCUCUGCGGCUUUUCCUGCCUCCUCUCCACCGCCAUCGUGUUUUGGACACUCCUCUCAGUCAUCCUCGCCCUCCUACUCCAACCGGCCCGCCUCUGCAGCUUUCGCCCAAGCUUCCGCGACCAGCUAGUCAGAUUCCUCGAUCCAGCAAUGAAGAUGCAGCUCCGUUGCAUAUACUCCGCACCCGAAUCGACUUCCUAUAGCGUACCUCUGCUUCUCAUUAUCAACAUCUUUUCUCCGCUCGUGUCCGCUGCACUGGCCAUAGCAGCAUGGGUAGCCGCUACCUUCUGGUUCUUCUCCGCCAUGUUAGGGGAUCCGGCCGGAAAGGACGGCCAUAAUGACGGCAAAGCGGCCGUCCUCGGCAUCCGGAGGUGGUGGGAGCAGUGGCUCUUGAGGGCGUUACGGUGA
Messenger RNA from Coniosporium apollinis CBS 100218, 903 nucleotides. RefSeq lists its product as uncharacterized. The record is from RefSeq and is a predicted model, not a curated record. The transcript has 2 exons. The coding region runs from base 1 to 903 and encodes 300 amino acids. NCBI's taxonomy places the organism in Eukaryota, Fungi, Ascomycota, Dothideomycetes.